AUGGAGCGGCAAACUAGCCCCUCAGAUGACGCCCAGCGAUGGCAGCCAUCCUACCAUUUCACUGCCCCCCACGGGUGGAUGAAUGACCCGUGCGGUCUAGGUUAUGAUCCUGCAACCGGUGUCUAUCACCUGUCAUUCCAGUGGAACCCGAAAGGCAAUGACUGGGGAAAUAUAUCCUGGGGGCACGCUGUGUCUAAUGAUCUGCUCCAUUGGGAGGUUUAUCCGGAGCCAUGUCUGCAGCCCACCACCGAAUAUGACCGAUGUGGCGUCUUUACGGGCUGCUUUCGACCCAAUGCUGUAGAUGGGGCUCCGAAUGCCCUGACUGCUAUAUACACAUCAGUGAAGCGCCUUCCCAUUCAUUACACGCUGCCGUAUGUGCCUGGCUCCGAAUCGGUCAGUUUAGCCACUUCGCAUGACCAGGGUUUGACAUGGCAGCGUCUCGACUGCAACCCAAUUAUAGCACGCUCACCCCCAAAUGUCAAAGUAGCAGGCUGGCGGGAUCCUUUUGUGGGUGCCUGGCAGUUCAUGCGGGAACAGCCGGAAGCUUUUCCAUCCUCCGACCUCUGCGGUCUGAUCUCCGGAGGUAUCGCCGGACAGACCCCAACAGCUUUUGUAUAUUCCAUCAAUCCUCACGACUUACGACAGUGGAAGUACCUGGGGCCGCUGGUUGAUGUUGGACUCAAUUUCAACCCCUCCCGUUGGUCCAGCGACUUGGGGGUCAACUGGGAAGUCGUCAACUGGAUUCCCAUGACAGACGACGAGGAUGUUACUCGGUUGUUCAUCCUCAUGGGGGCUGAGGGAGGUCUUGCAUCUGACAAAAGCCAGAAAAAGUCACCUCGAGCACAGCUUUGGAUGUCAAUCAAGCCGUGCUUUAGCACCCAACCGCAUAGCAAUACCGACCCUCUCGCAUCCUAUGCAUUUUCCGGGGUCUUUGAUCACGGUUGCGGCUAUGCGGCAAAUAGCUUUUGGGACCCGGUCACAGGCCAGCAGAUAGUCUAUUGCUGGAUUACAGAAGAUAACCUGCCAGAUGACCUUAGGCACCAACAAGGAUGGAGCGGCAUGUUGUCUAUCCCACGAGUAGUGAAACUAAUCACUCUGCGCCAUGUUAAGCGAGCCCGGCGUUCAGAGCUGAAUGCUAUCACCUCGAUCGAAACAGAAGAAGAGAGACAACAAACCUUCACCAUCCGAACGCUGGGUGUUCUCCCAGAUCCACGACUUAAAGCUCUUCGCAGUAAGACGAACAGCAUGCAUAUCGAUCACCUGCCCCUAAGCAAAUCCGACAAUCGUAUCUCUCCACCCAAAGCCCACUUUCCUAUAACGACAUCCAGAUGGGAAGUCCAUGCCAAAUUCUCCGUCAGUAACCAAUGCGGGAGAGUAGGCAUAGAAGUCCUCCAUGGCACCAUCCACCAACACAAACCAGCCCUUUCAGACCCGCCGCGCCGUACUCUUCUAUACUGGGACCCAGCCAGCGAAACCUUCUGUAUCCAACGACCAAGUCCGCAUGACCCCCGCAUCAAUCAUGAACUAGUGACCGCUGCCCAUACGCUAUUUACGUUUGAAACCCCAUCCGGCGAACAAAAGGAAGAGGCGCUACAGAUCCACGCAUUCUGGGAUACGAGCGUGCUCGAAGUGUUUGUGAACGAGCGCACCGUCAUCUCCACCCGCAUCUAUCUGCCACCUGACCAAGCGUCCCAGUGUGCACUGCGUUUCUUCGCCGAGGGAGAGACCGACCAUGAUGAUCCUCCGGCUGUGGUUCUACAGGCAGAUAGUUGGGAUGGAUUGGGCCUCGACAAGCAUGAUUGUGUCUCGUUGAUCGAGCAAUUGAGAACGAGGAAGAAGUCGAUGCGCGAGUGA
Aspergillus niger is the source of this 1854-nucleotide messenger RNA. RefSeq lists its product as uncharacterized. Lineage: Eukaryota; Fungi; Ascomycota; Eurotiomycetes; Eurotiales; Aspergillaceae. The coding region runs from base 1 to 1854 and encodes 617 amino acids. The transcript is spliced from 2 exons. Gene Ontology annotation, biological process: sucrose catabolic process. Gene Ontology annotation, molecular function: sucrose alpha-glucosidase activity. The record is from RefSeq and is a predicted model, not a curated record.